This is a messenger RNA of Venustampulla echinocandica, 816 nucleotides long. RefSeq names its product p-loop containing nucleoside triphosphate hydrolase. Gene Ontology annotation, biological process: signal transduction. The record is from RefSeq and is a predicted model, not a curated record. The coding region runs from base 1 to 816 and encodes 271 amino acids. Gene Ontology annotation, cellular component: plasma membrane. Lineage: Eukaryota; Fungi; Ascomycota; Leotiomycetes; Helotiales; Pleuroascaceae. The transcript has a single exon. Gene Ontology annotation, molecular function: GDP binding; GTP binding; GTPase activity.
AUGGACAACCCCCAAAAAAUCACAAUCACAAUUUGCGGCGAUGGCGGCUGCGGGAAAUCCAGCAUCACCCUCCGCCUCGUCCGCUCGCAAUGGACCCACGAGUACGACCCCACGAUCGAGGACUCCUACUCGCUCACGCGGCGCAUCGAUGGGCAAACGUACCAUCUCUCCCUGACCGACACCGCCGGCCAGGAGGAAUACCGCGGCAUGUGGGCGUCCUCUAAUCUACGAUCCGACGCGUUCUUGCUCGUGUAUGAUAUUACGAACGAGGCGAGCUUGGCCGUGUUGGAUGAGUUUAACGAGUUGAUCGAUAUCGAGGCCGAGACGAGGUUCGACACCUGGCCGCAGAAUAAUAACACGAAAAGCGGCAGGAAGGGAGAGGGCCCCGUGAGCCCUAUCAAAAUUGUCGCGGGCAACAAGUGCGAUCUACAAGAGAGUCGACAGGUUCCGGCGCAGGUGGGUUUGGAGUGGGCGCGGAAGCGGGGAUGUGGAUUCAUGGAGACGAGCGCGAGGAAUACGGUCAAUAUCGAGGAGACCUUUGCGCUGAUUGUCAGGAGGGUUGUGGAGGCCAGGAAACAAGCAUUAGGGGGCCCUGCUGCUGCUCCGCCUGGCGAUGCUGAGGGGAGGGGCAGGAAGGGAGGCAUGGGUCUGGCGGGGAGGAAUUUGAAUAUCGAUGGCGCGUUGGGUGCUCAGCGGGGGGCAACAGCGCCCUUAAGUCCGCUACCCAGCGGAGCAGAGAAAUCGUUCCCCCCGGAGGAUGGGAGUAACAGACGACUCAGAUUCAAAGGGUCAUGGAGGAAGAUGCUGUGUUGGUGA